Messenger RNA from Effrenium voratum, 1817 nucleotides. The record is from the annotation of a GenBank genome assembly. Lineage: Eukaryota; Dinophyceae; Suessiales; Symbiodiniaceae.
CGUGAGCAAACGGCACACUGUACUGACCCGAUGCAUCGCGAUGACGUGCACACGCAGGCAUAUGACCCCACCGCCGCGCUGGCGGCGGCCGAGGUGGAACGCCUGGUGCAGGAGCACUGCAACCGAUUGCUGGAGCCCACCAUGGAGGCGUCCAAGGCGACGGCGGUCCAGUUGGAGGGCCUUUGGGACCUGUCCAAGACCAACUCUCGGAAGAUCAUCAACCUGGAUCACACCUUUCGGGAGAUGCAGGAGGGACUCCUCAAGAUUGAUGGCUUCAGAAGCGAGCUGGACAAGUAUGAGACCAAUCUCAACAAGCAGGUCAGCAACACGGAGGGCCUGGUGGAGCGGUUUGAGGUGCAGCUCGCCCAAGUUCGGAUGUUCACCUCGCAGAAGGAGGAGGCACACCUGCAGCACCGCAGCGCCCUGGACUCUCUGAGGCAUGAGGUGCAUCACCUGCAGCAGAAGUUGGACUCCUGUGAGGAGGCCUUCUUCCGCAGCCUGAAGGAGAAGCUGGGAGAGGUGGUACCCUUGAAGGCUGAGAUGGAGGCCAAGCUUGCGAACAUGGAGCUGCGGCACACUGCCCUCUCGGACGAGGUUUGGGCGAGUGAGUCUGCCAUUGCGAAGUUGGGCGGCGAGCUCAUCAAUGUGCAGAACCGCUUUGACCAGAUGAAGGAGGUUGUAGACGGCCUCACUGACGAGAGGGACGUGCGUGAGAAGCUGGAGAAGAUGCAGCAAGAGCUGGCAGACUGGCUGGGCCAGUCCCGCUUCGAAGCAGCCACCAUUCGGAAGGCCUUCUCAGCGGCCACGGCGGCCAACAAAGAGACGAUCCGCAUCGGGCUGGACGUUGCGGCGAACCAGACGGCCAACUUCAUGGACGAGGUUCGCGUGGAGAAUCAGCGGCUCCUGCAGGACACCGAGAACCUUCGUGGGAAGACGGAGGUCAUCUGCCAGGACUUUAGGUCGGAGAUCUCCGACAUGCAACAGGACCGGCAGCGUGCGGAUGCCCGGAACGAGGCCAUCCUGAGGGAGCUCCGUGAGGUGACGCUCCGACUCAUGGAGGGCUUGGAGGAAUACGACCGCAGAAGGAAGCGUGAGAAGACCACUUUGGAGUUGGAGAUGAAGGAAGUGGGCCAACAGCUGGCCAUCCUUCAUGACUCAGUGGAGGACGCAGUGCGAGCCUGCAAAAGCCUGGAACCUCUCUGUGGGUGCCUGGUGGAGGUCAUUGCCUUGCAGAUCAGCUUGGAGCGUCAGGAGUUUGCAGACUGGACGCGGGUGUCGCUGGUCGGGUACAAGCCCGUGGCCCCCUUCAAGAACCAGGAGGGCGACGUCACUGCCAAGUCCUCGCCCAAGGCGCAAAGGUCGCCCAGGAAGAAGGAGGAUGCGUCGCAGAUCAUCAGCCUGGACAAGCGCUGCUAUUCCUGCUGCAGCCAGACACAGAUGGUGUUGUCUGGGUUCAAGAUGGCCUGCUUGAACUACAAGCCCUCGGCGGUGCGCACCGGAGAGAGCAGCUUCGAGAGGUUGGAGCUCUUUGAUCGGAUGGACCAGCUUGUCGCGGUGGCAAGGGAGCGGAUGAAGUACAGCCGGGAUGAGGAGGUCAUACCAAUGCCGGAACGUCCAGAAGAAGCGACGAAGGGGAAGUCGGGCUUCACACUCCCAGCGCUGUCGCCCAGGUAGAGCCAUCACUCUGCCGGAGGCAGAGGUUUUAGAUGUCUGACCCAAGCUUCAGCGCAUCGGUUUGUCAUCGCGAUGGCGAUGAGUUUUGUUUUUUUUGUACAUAGGCUCCCAGACAUCAGAGUCGCAGAGCUCUUUCCGAGUGC